AUGGCGAGUCAAGGCGAUGUUGAGCGUGCGGACGGCCGUAGGGGCUCUCGCAUCUCUCGCGCAUCUCUGAAAGAGGACUACGCUAGCCUGGAUGAAUAUGGCAAACUGGUAAAGUACGUGUCUACUUUCCGUGAUGCCAACGCAGACCUCGCCGAUGAUGGCGAUUUCGAGGAGAAGCGGGUGUGGUAUGCACCAUGGAAAAAGCGCAAGGUCCGUGUGAGAAGGCUCGACGACACUGCUAGUUUCCCCGAUGACUGGCUCAUCACCGAUAUUCGCGAGGGUCUGUCCAGUGAAGAAGUGAACCACCGUCGCCGCCGCUCUGGCUGGAAUGAACUCGUUUCUGAGAAGGAGAAUCCCAUCGCAAAGAUUCUCUCCUACUUCCAAGGCCCUAUUCUCUAUGUCAUGGAGCUGGCUGUGCUUCUUGCCGCUGGUCUCGAGGACUGGGUUGAUUUCGGUGUCAUCAUCGGUAUCCUCUGUCUGAACGCGGCUGUUGGUUGGUACCAGGAGAAGCAAGCGGCUGAUGUGGUCGCAAGUCUCAAAGGAGAUAUUGCUAUGCGUGCACAAGUUGUGCGUGACAAUUCCCAGCAAGAGAUUCUAGCUCGUGAACUAGUUCCCGGCGAUGUUGUUGUCGUUGGUGAAGGCCAAGUUGUACCAGCCGAUGCCAAGAUCAUCUGUGAAUUCAACGAUCCUAAUGGCUGGGAAGAAUUUAAUCAGCUGCAGGAGCAGGGUAUGCUUGGCGGCGGCUCCGAAUCCGAUGAUGAGGAUGAAGAGAACAAGAAUGAGCAGGCUCGCGGAUAUCCCAUUCUUGCCUGCGAUCACUCUGCCAUUACUGGCGAGUCCCUUGCGGUGGACCGCUAUAUGGGUGAUGUCAUCUUCUACACAACGGGCUGCAAGCGUGGAAAGGCCUAUGCCGUUGUCCAAACAACUGCGAAGACUUCCUUCGUUGGACGUACUGCCAGCAUGGUGCAAUCCGCGAAAGGUGCCGGACACUUCGAAAUUGUCAUGGAUAACAUCGGAACCUCGCUUUUGAUCCUGGUCAUGGCCUGGAUUCUUGCUGCUUGGAUUGGUGGCUUCUUCCGCCAUAUCCCCAUUGCAUCUCCCGGUCAACAGACAUUGCUUCACUACACUCUUUCAUUACUGAUCAUUGGUGUCCCUGUCGGCCUUCCCGUCGUCACUACUACCACUAUGGCAGUGGGUGCUGCGUAUCUGGCGAAAAAGAAAGCUAUUGUCCAGAAGCUCACCGCGAUCGAAUCCCUUGCUGGUGUGGAUAUUCUCUGCUCUGAUAAGACUGGUACUUUAACUGCCAAUAAAUUGAGCAUUCGUGAUCCUUACGUGGCCGAGGGCGUCGACGUUGACUGGAUGUUUGCUGUUGCUGCCCUAGCAUCUUCGCAUAACAUUGAGUCUCUUGAUCCUAUCGACAAAGUGACCAUCUUGACUCUUCGACAGUAUCCCAAAGCUAGAGAAAUUCUUCGACGCGGAUGGACCACCGAAAAAUUCACUCCAUUUGAUCCGGUCUCGAAGCGAAUCGUCACUAUUGCAACUUGCGAUGGAAUUCGAUACACUUGCACUAAAGGCGCGCCGAAAGCAGUACUCCAACUUACUAAUUGUUCAAAAGAGACUUCGGAUCUGUAUAAAUCUAAAGCACAGGAGUUUGCUCAUCGUGGCUUCCGUUCUCUAGGUGUGGCUGUUCAAAAGGAAGGGGAAGACUGGACCCUGCUCGGCAUGCUUCCAAUGUUUGAUCCUCCUCGAGAAGAUACCGCCCAGACUAUCAGCGAAGCUCAAAACUUAGGGAUCAGUGUGAAGAUGCUUACUGGUGAUGCUAUUGCUAUUGCAAAGGAAACUUGCAAAAUGCUAGCAUUAGGCACUAAGGUGUACAACUCAGACAAGCUUAUCCACGGUGGUCUUAGCGGCGCUAUGGCUGGUGACUUGGUCGAGAAAGCGGACGGCUUUGCGGAAGUCUUUCCGGAACAUAAGUACCAGGUGGUUCAAAUGCUUCAGGAACGAGGCCAUUUGACCGCUAUGACCGGAGAUGGUGUCAACGAUGCUCCCUCACUGAAGAAGGCAGAUUGUGGAAUUGCUGUAGAGGGUGCUUCUGAAGCCGCGCAAUCGGCUUCAGAUAUCGUUUUCCUCGAGCCUGGCCUGUCGACUAUCAUUGAUUCCAUCAAAGUGGCACGACAGAUUUUCCACCGUAUGAAAGCGUAUAUUCAGUAUCGUAUUGCGCUUUGCUUACACCUGGAGAUAUACCUGGUCACAUCGAUGAUUAUUCUCAAUGAGAGUAUUCGAGUCGAGCUUAUCGUCUUCCUCGCCCUAUUUGCUGAUCUUGCUACUGUCGCUGUGGCCUAUGACCACGCAUCUUUCGAAUUGCGUCCCGUGGAAUGGCAACUUCCGAAGAUCUGGUUUAUUUCCGUACUUUUGGGCGUGCUACUUGCUCUGGGUACAUGGGUUGUGCGAGGUUCCAUGUUCCUUCCGUCUGGUGGUAUCAUUCAAAACUGGGGCUCUAUCCAAGAAGUCCUGUUUUUGGAGGUUGCUCUCACAGAAAACUGGCUGAUUUUCGUGACCCGUGGUAUUGACACCUGGCCAUCUAUUCACCUGGUGACCGCCAUUCUGGGAGUGGAUAUUCUUGCUACCAUUUUCUGUUUGUUCGGUUGGUUCACCAAUCAAGAUAUGCCCACCAUACCUGCCGACCAGUUCGUCGAGACCAGGAAUGGCUGGACUGAUAUUGUUACUGUUGUGCGGAUCUGGGGCUAUUCCCUCGGUGUUGAGAUUGUCAUUGCUCUCGUCUACUUUAUUCUCAACAAGAUCAAGUGGCUUGACGAUCUCGGCCGUGCGAAGCGCAGCAAGGGCGAUAUCAAGAUUGAGAACUUGCUGGGUCAUUUGGCCCGUCUAUCGGUCGAGUAUGAGGAACCAGGAACUGGCAAGCCCAUUGGUCGGUUCUUCCUUUCGGCUAGCAAGGAAGAAGAAGACGUAGAGUGA
Messenger RNA from Penicillium macrosclerotiorum, 2973 nucleotides. RefSeq names its product putative plasma membrane H(+)ATPase. NCBI's taxonomy places the organism in Eukaryota, Fungi, Ascomycota, Eurotiomycetes, Eurotiales, Aspergillaceae. Gene Ontology annotation, biological process: proton export across plasma membrane; regulation of intracellular pH. The record is from RefSeq and is a predicted model, not a curated record. The coding region runs from base 1 to 2973 and encodes 990 amino acids. Gene Ontology annotation, cellular component: plasma membrane. The transcript is spliced from 5 exons. Gene Ontology annotation, molecular function: P-type proton-exporting transporter activity; ATP hydrolysis activity; ATP binding.